CUUUCACAGAUAGGCGUGCCUGUAGCCGAGGCCAAAUUAUUGGAGGCCACAACGCUCUCCUGAGCGUAACAAGCCUGUGAAAUCAUGUCAGGUAGAAAUAAGAACCUGAAGAAUUUGACUUUGCCUUCUACUGUUGCAGCCACAGAACCCCCUGAGACAACCACUCCUGGAGCUGCAGAUGCUGUGGAGAAGCCGAGCACCAAUGUCGGUGACAAAUAUUUUGAGGAUCUUCAGAGAAAGUUGGAAGAACUGGAGAUGGAUGACACUCAGCGGGAGAGGAUGCAGAGUUUCAUGUCGAUGAAGCAAAAAGCGGGUGAUUUGAAUGCGGAAGACUUUGAAAAGCUUGGUGAACUCGGAGCAGGAAAUGGAGGGGUCGUCAUAAAAGUCAAGCACAAGCCAACUGGUCUCAUCAUGGCCAGAAAACUGAUUCAUCUUGAGGUGAAGCCAGCAAUAAGGUGUCAAAUCAUCCGUGAGCUCAAAGUCCUCCAUGAGUGCAAUUCCCCACACAUUGUUGGGUUUUAUGGUGCAUUUUACAGUGAUGGCGAGAUCAGUAUUUGCAUGGAGUACAUGGAUGGGGGCUCCCUUGAUCUCAUCCUUAAGAAAGCAGUGCGCAUCCCUGAGCCAGUCCUGGCCAAAAUCACCUCGAAUGUUCUUAAGGGACUGAAUUACCUACGAGAGAAGCACCAGAUCAUCCACAGGGAUGUAAAACCAAGUAACAUCCUGGUCAACUCAAGAGGAGAGAUCAAGAUUUGCGAUUUUGGUGUCUCAGGACAGCUCAUUGAUUCCAUGGCAAAUUCCUUUGUUGGCACAAGGUCCUACAUGUCGGUAUGGGGUGUCUCCUUGCAGUAUUUGGCCAUGUUUCCUUUUGGUGUGCAUUCUCACAGUGGUCAGGUAUGGAUGUUUCAGCCAGAGAGACUUCAAGGUACUAACUACAGCGUUCAGAGUGAUAUUUGGUCCCUGGGACUGAGUUUGGUGGAGAUGGCCAUUGGGACAUAUCCCAUCCCACCACCGGACCCUGAAACCCUGGCUCAGAUCUUUGGUCCUAAGUUCAAAGAGUAUCCAGAUAACAUGAACCAGCCCACACCCUCAACCCGGUCCCCCAGAUCUAGUCAGUUCGGGUGUGCACCAGUGAAUGAUCCAAGACCAAUGGCCAUUUUUGAACUUCUGGACUACAUUGUGAAUGAGCCACCACCAAAGUUGCCCUCUGGGGUCUUCUCACCUGAGUUCAAGGCCUUUGUAGAUGGAUGCUUGAAGAAGAAUCCUGCUGAGAGACCCGACCUCAAAUCCCUUAUGAUGCACCCCUGGGUCAAGAAUUCAGUGGCACUAAAUGAGGUGGACAUGGUGAUCUGGGUGCGCUCCAUGAUGAACAUUCCUCAAUCCUCUGUCUGAGAGACUCUGUGAUGACAUGUCUCUAUGCUGCCCUCUUCCUUCUCCACAUAAUUGGCACUGCAAUCGCAGUCAUGCAUUGUGUAUCUCAACUACUGUUGUGAUUGUGAUACGUGUGGGGUCGGUUGGAUGAGACAGUCAAGGUUGUGAGAAGCACAGUCUCUCUUCGUGAUUUUUUAAGUAUUGAUAGCUCUCUUUCAUCAACUUGUUUUAUAGCAAGAAGGGAGACAAUAAUGCUUAUAGUUGUGGUGUAGGUUGAAGCAGGGACUUAUGCAGUACUUGAUUGAUAGGAAUAUUGAUACCCAGCACUUUAUCGGUUUGAUAAUAUUGCGGAAUCAAUUCAUGCAUUAUUACCACAAUAUUAUAAGCUUCCUGCUUUCUGAUCUCGCUUGUCACUGAUGUCUGGAUUCUGCAUGAUUUGCCAAGUCUAGAACAUCAUUGACAAAGUUCUACCUGUUGUUGAAUAAAUUUUUUUUGCUAGGCAAGGUAGGCUUUUUGGCGUUGAAAUGUGCCAUUGCUUAAAAUGUCCACAGUCUUCAUAGAGCCAGCUAGGGAUUCUGUUGCUCUAUACUGGUGGAAUUUUCCAUCAAAAUUCUGGUCCUCUUGAGUCUGGACUGAGGAAUGUCUUUUCCAGUUUCAAAUUUGAAUUUUCUGAAUUUCAAGUUCCAUUAUGCUUAUAUAGUAAUCUUGAUAAGUGAGCCUAUUAUCACACAGAAGACAAUGUCUCUGCUGUUCCCUUACUGAUGAGGGACCAAGUCCCACAGUCCUUGUAGCUUUUCAAUUGCUUUUUGGCAUGAAAUGACGUAGGUGUUCCUCACAUUCCAUCAGGAAAGCAUAUUUCCUUCUUCCCUCUUUUCUUAUAUCACAUGGAUUGAGGUUCAGAUUACACUUUCCCGCAGAGGAUCAUUAUUGGCAUUGUAUUUUUUAUAAAGGCAAUAGUGGAAUCAGAAUCACAUAUUGGAUAGCAAAAACUUUUCAGUAGUGCUGUUUUUGUUACAUGCAAAUCAGAUAUGGGAUAUGCAUCUCUGCAUUGGUGUUAGAUGUUGUUGAAACUCAUGCAAAUUAUGCUUCAAACUUUAUUGACACUCCUGUA
This is a messenger RNA of Darwinula stevensoni, 2479 nucleotides long. The record is from the annotation of a GenBank genome assembly. NCBI's taxonomy places the organism in Eukaryota, Metazoa, Arthropoda, Ostracoda, Podocopida, Darwinulidae.